GUUUUACCAGCAGAUGUAGAGUUCAGUGUCCAAUAUUUAAGAUAUGGAGAUAAAAAUUGGAAAAUAGCAAAAGAUUGCCAGAACACUAGUACGCUAUACUGCAACUUAACAAAGGAGAUUAUCAAUGAUGAGGAAGACUUUAUGGAACACCAGUAUUAUGGGAGAGUUAGAGCAUUGUCACAAUAUUGUUCCUCAGAAUGGGUUAUAUCAAAUAGAUUAUGCCCCAGAGAAGAUACCCAUUUUAGCCAACCAGAACUGAACUAUAUUCAGGAUGUCCACUCCGUAAAAAUCUUUGUACAAGCACCGUCAGUACAAAAUAUUGAAGAGAUAUAUAGUAAUGAAGUUGAAUAUCACUUGAGUUUGUCCAAGCCAGAGAAGCAGGAAUUGUUGGAAAGGACACAGGACAACAAUAUAUUUGAGUUUUCUGGCUUGAGUCCUGACACCAAAUUCAAUGGAAGUGUUUAUAUUCUGAUCAGCAAGGAGAAAAAAAGUGAAACUCUGGAUUUUGUGGUACAAACACUCCCAGACAGUUUACCAGUGACCCUGAUUGUGUGCGCUUUUGUUACCUCUGCUUGUCUGUUAGGCGCUGGCGUAAUCUUCCUGGGUUACAAAUAUGCCAAAAAAACUGAAAAAACUCCAGGCUCAUUGGUUUUUGGAAGCACGCAAGCUGUCCAGCCAAUGAAGCCAUCAAUGGAUAAAGUGAUCAGUUUUCCCAUUAGUAAUCCCUCCUGUCUGAUACAUUUUACACCAUUAAUGCCUGUCAGAAGUCCUCAUACAGCACUUGACAAUAAAGGUCAAACUGUUUACAACAAUCACUUUCAGAAUCACACAACCAUCAGUGAGCAAGUGCUUAAGUGCUCCAUGCCAUCCUCAUAUUGUCCCCAGCCACAGAGAAAUCUUACAGAUUAUGGAUUGUUUGAGGAUAAGACUGAGUUGGAAACCAUAGUUAAACCAUACCUCACUAAUAAUACAAUAUCAGAAAUGAGGGAAUACAAACAGACUCAUGUACAAAUUGAGCCUUCACCAGUAAUUUACCAAUCACCAGAGAUUCCAGAGAAGGUGGAUAAUGACAUUUUGUGGCCGUUUUUAAAUGGAACUUUCUUGUUAACAACCGUCAAGGUCUCAGAUGAUACGGAUAAUAUGGAUUCAGAGACACUGAUGGAACAAAACGAGGAUCCGAACACCAUUAUGUUAUCAGACACAAGCACUCAUGAUCCACUUAUUGAUAUCUUCAGAGAAGAACAAGCCAUAGAGGACUCUUCUUUAAUGAUGCUCAUAGACAGACCAUAUUCUUUACAGUGUCAAAACAAGAACUUGCACUCUGAGACACUUGAGAGCUGUACCAGACAGGAACUGUAUAUGACACAGCACUUUGUUGCAGAUUAGACUAUAUAAAAAAUGCCAUCUUAAAGGGAUAGUAACGUCAAAAUGAAACGUCCAUGAUUCAGAUAGAGCAUUCAAUUUAAAACAAUUUUCCAUUAUACUUUUAUUAUCAAAUUUAGUUUUCUUUCUUAUAUUUUGUUGAGGAGUAAACCUAGGUAGGCUGAUAAGAGUUUACAAGCAAAUGUCUAUAGCAUGCUAUGGCAGCAGUUGUAUUUUUACAAACACUAAUUCCAGACAGAUAAAGAUACGUGCACGAUCCUGAGCUCACUAAGGAUUACUAUUUAACAAAUAAUAUCAAGAGAACUAAGCAAAAUUUAUACCACAAGAACAAUGGAAAGUCGUUUAAAAGUGUUAUGUUUUAUCAGUCCAUUUAAGUUUAAUUUUGAUUUUAAGAUGAUAGAACCUUUAUAUGUUUGUUCUUAUGAUUUGAACAAAAUGACAAAUGUAUUUAUGUAUAUAAAAAUAUAUUUUAACAGCUUUUUUUUGGUUUAACUGCAUUUUUAAAUAGAUUUACACACGUAAGAGAUGUUUAUCUUCCCAUGAAUUAGGUUAUCAAACUGACCUAACACCUACAGAUUGUUUCUAGUUCAUUAAUCUAUAAUGACUUCCUCAAUAAGUGCCAUAUAAUUAUAGUUGUCUUUUUGUAUUAUUGUAUCUAUUUAAGCCCAGGGUAUUUACUGUAUAUUGCUAAGUGGUAAUAGGAAAAUAUAAAUGUUUCAGAAGGAUUUAGACAUAAGUAAUAUAAUAACUUCUUUCUUCUAAUGUGAAAACAUGUGUUAUUAAAAGAUUAAAGGGAUAUGAAACCCAAAAUAUUUCUUUCAUGGUUCAGAUAGAUCAUGUGAUUUUAAACAACUUUACAGUUUGCUUCAUAGAAACAUAGAUUUUGACUGCAGAUAAGAGCCAUAGGCCUAGCAAGUCUGCCCUAUAUUUCCUUAAAGUAUAAAUGUAUCUAGUAUGUAGGAUAGCCUAAUGCUUGUCCCAUGCAUUCUUAAAGUCCCCCACAGUGUUUGUCACUACUACCUCUUGUGGAACUUUAGUCCAUGAAUCAAUCCCUCUUUCUGUAAAGAAGUGGUUCCUCAAAUUACUCCUGAAUCUACUACCCUUUAGCUUGAGAUCUUGAAUAUUUCUUUUAAUGUAAAAUACUAACUUGUUUAGCUUUACUAAGCCCUUUAACAUACUUGAAAGUUGCUAUCAUAUCACCUCUUUCUCUUAUCUCCUCUAAGCUAUACAUAUUUAGGUCAUUGAGCCUCUCCUGGUAAGUUUUAUUUUUUAGACCAUGUACCAUUUUGAUAGCCCUCCUUUGCACAGAUUCAAGUUUGUUAAUAUCCUUCUGAAGAUAUGGCCUCCAGAACUGCACACAAUAGUCAAGAUGAGGCCUAACUUAUGAUCUGAAUGUAAGUUAAGAUGCCGGUCUGUUUUUGGUGAACAACCUGGGUUGUUCAUGCUGAUUGGUGGAUAAAUUCACCCAGCAAUAAUCAAGUGCUGUCCAUUGUCUUGAACCAAAAAUUGCCUGGCUCCUUAGCUUUUUCAAAGCAAACUGAUAUUACAAGUACAUUGGAAAGUCAUUAAAAAGUAUUGUUUUAUUAGUCCAUUUAAGUUUAAUUUUGAUUUUAAGAUGAUAGAACCGUCAUAUGUUUGUUCUUAUGAUUUGAACACAAUGACAAAUGUAUUUAUGUAUAUAAAAUAUAUUUUAACAGCUUUUGUUGGUAUCUUUGCAUUUUUAACUAGAUUUAAACACAAAAGAGAUGUUUACCUUCCCAUGAAUUCGGUUAUCAAACUGACCUAACAGCUACAGAUUGUUUCUUGUUAAUUUAACUAUAAUUACUUCCUCAAUAAGUGCCAUAUACUUAUAGUUGUCUUUUAGUAUUAUUAUAUCUAUUUCAGCCCAGGGUAUUUACUGUAUAUUGCUAAGUGGUAAUAGGAAAAUAUAAAUGUGUAGUUGUUAUAUAUUAUAUUACGUUUGUGUAUGGGCUUAUCAUGGUAGUUUAAAAGAAGAUUAUCGCAUAUCAUGUGGCUGGUAAUUUACAUGUGGAUGUAAAGGACCAGUAAAUACAGUAGAUUUGCAUAAUCAACAAAUGCAUGAUAAAAAGACAAUGCAAUAGCACUUAGUGUGUAUUUUAAAUGAGUAGUAGAUUUUUUUCUGACAAGUUAUGUCUAGUUCCACUCCUCCUGUGUCAUAUGACAGCCAUCAGCCAAUCACAAAUGCAUAUACAUAUUUUGCACAUGCUCAGUAGUAGCUGGUGACACAAAAAAGUAUAAAUAUAAAAAGACUGAGCACAUUUUGUUAAUGGAAGUAAAUUGGAAAGUUGUUUAAAAUUGCAUGCUCUAUCUGAAUCAUGAAAGUUUCAUUUUGACUUGAGUGUCCCUUUAAGGACAGCCUAUGACAGUGCUGCUAACAUGUAUGUGGCCUUAGAGAAAGCUUUUCACAGUGCUGCUAACAUGCGCAUAAGUCUGUGGGUAAGAACAAAGUAUGAGGCCAUUAGUAUGCACUUAGUCUUAGAAUAAGGGCCCAAUGCAAAGCCAAUGGGAAGGGCUUUGUACAUGGCUGAUGUGCACAGGCCUAGCUUGAGAUAAAGAGAUAUUUAUGGAAUAAUAUAAAGGGAUAACAGUGACACGUACAGGGCUACAGUCUGAAGCAUUUCUAUACAUUUUAAAAAGCCUAGAACUCAAUAUUGCUGCUGAACCAGUCAAUUAAUCAUUAUUUCCUACCAUUUAAUGAGGAUUUAAAAUAGUAUAUACUUUUGAUACAAAUGCCAUCGCUUCUGUUGUCUCAUUUGACAGAUGUUAUUGAUAAGUACCACAACAUCUACAUUUCCUACAGAUAACACCAAAAAAGGCAGUAAAGGAGCCUAAAUAUUGCUAGAAAUCUCUAAUGAACCUGUGGCAACGUUAAAUUUAAUCUAUAUAUAUAUAUAACAAGUUUUUGUUGGCGGAUGUAUAUAACAAGCUAUGAUGUUUGUUUAUCAAGGUUUUUUUUUUUUUAUCUAAAUGACCAUUAAAUAAAUUAAACACAUGGAUAAAUUACUGAAGUGCCAAAACAAAGUUUAAAGCAUGUCAUUGUUGCUAACUAAUUUGAAGAAUAUUGUUUAUAAAGAAUUUUCAUGCAUCAUUUGUUUGUUUUGAAACAAACUGGUAAAUUCAAUUUGUUUUCUUUACAACUGGAUGUCUUUAAGCAUUCUUUAAAUAACUUCUUUCUUCUAAUGUGAAAUAAAGGUGUUUUUAAAAGAUUAAAGGGAUAUAAAACCCAAAA
Molecule: messenger RNA, 4633 nt
Organism: Bombina bombina (fire-bellied toad)
Lineage: Eukaryota; Metazoa; Chordata; Amphibia; Anura; Bombinatoridae
Gene: IL22RA1
Product: interleukin 22 receptor subunit alpha 1
Exons: 6
Coding region: 142-1386 (414 amino acids)
Molecular function (GO): protein binding
Source: RefSeq, a predicted model, not a curated record